Molecule: messenger RNA, 3473 nt
Organism: Aquila chrysaetos chrysaetos
Lineage: Eukaryota; Metazoa; Chordata; Aves; Accipitriformes; Accipitridae
Product: homeobox protein vent1-like
Exons: 2
Coding region: 2072-3175 (367 amino acids)
Biological process (GO): regulation of transcription by RNA polymerase II; cell differentiation
Cellular component (GO): nucleus
Molecular function (GO): DNA-binding transcription factor activity, RNA polymerase II-specific; RNA polymerase II cis-regulatory region sequence-specific DNA binding
Source: RefSeq, a predicted model, not a curated record
UUGGUUUUGGUGAGGCAGUCAGGCUCUGCAGGUAACAUGCAAUGCAUUACAAGAAACGACUUGUUGUGGAUGAAUUUAUACAUGGUGGAGCCUGAGUUUCUCUGCUUGGAUUUGCCCACACAUGGGGUUAUUCAGAAAUGGCUGCCCUGAAAUAGGAUGGAGAUAGUGAGUACAGUGGUGUAUUUUCUCCAGAAAAAGAAGGACCACAGACAGGUGGAAUAGUUAUUAAAUCCAGAAGUUGUUAAAAUUAAUGUGCAGGCACUUAGCUCUUUCGGGGAGCAGUGAGUGACCUAACCCUGUUUGACUGAAAUGUGUCUAGGAAAUGCUAUGGGGUUUAAACGUUCCCCUGUUACGGUGGUUUUGGUUGGGUCAAUGGCACCCACAGGUACGUGCCCUCCAGGGAGGGAGUCUGGUCUCCAGCUCAGUGUUCAGCUGCUUGGGCAUUUGCACUGGCUUGUGCAUAUCAGUCAAAAUGACAGUCUUGUGCCAGCAGUAAGUGAACCUCUGUUAGUGGCUGUGCCCAGCACCCCACAAGGAGCAGGCCCAUCUCUCCAUCAGGGUUGUGCCGAGGCAAGUACAGUCUCUCCCACCCCUGCCCUUGGGGCUGGUGUUGCAAGCAAAGCUCCAGGAGGAAUCCAGUUCCCGGGCUCUGUGGGCUUGGUAAGAUGUUUGCAUUGCUCUAGUACCUGGGCUUCAUCGCUCCCCUGGGGCCAGAACUGGGAUAAGCCACUGUGGCCUUUGUGGGGGUGGGAGGGGUCGUUAAUGCUCUGUCCCUUCCCGUUGCCAUGGAGUUAUGGGAACAUUUGAAACAAUGAAAAUGGGUAGCAUGACUAUGAUUUUCUCCUCUGAUCUUUCAUAAUAAAUUGGGGAGUUUUGAGGGGAGUUGGUUUGGUUGGGGUGUUUGACUUAUUUUUAAUAUUUUAUUAUAUUUCUUUUUAGAGAAAGAAAACUCCCAUCUACUCUUAUGUGUGGGAACCUAGAUUAUUGCUAUGUUCUUAGAAAGAAACAAGCUCCUGGCCCAUUAGACCCAGGUUUAUGGUGCCCACUCCUUUCAGUUGUGCAUCCCAGCAGGAACUCUGAGGACUUCAGUGGAAAUUGAGGUCCUGUCAGUGCAUUUACCCAGUUACAGGGAUGGUGAUUGUGUCCCCUGCCCUUUAGGAAGCAUCGAGGGUUAGAGUGUGUGUUAUCCAAGUAUCGCUACUGCCAGGGGGGUCGUGGUCGGUGCGGUCUUUUUCACUGGGGUGGCCAAAGGGCGGGUGUAAGGUGGACACAAGAAGAGCCCGGAGAUGGGCUGAGCUGCUGGGAUGCCCCUUUCUGCUGCUGGCCUUUCCCCAGCCAAGCGUUGCUGGGGGUGUGUGUAUCCUUGGUGUUCUCCCUGCAUUACAAGGGCAUCGUCCUUCUCGGGAUGCCGAUGUGUGUGGAUUGGUCUAGUUUGAAGUUGGCGAGGUGCGAGCUUCGCUGCUCACUUAGUGCUUUGAUCGCUAAACCCUUUGGGACACCGGUUGCCCUUUCCGGCUAGACAGACGGCGCCAAGUUCAAGCUGAGAGGGCCCGCGGCCCUGCUAACCUCACCGCCCGGCUGUGGUCACCGGCGGUGAAGGCUCAGCCUCGGGGAUAGGGACUUCUUGAUAGCGGCCCCCCACGGCUUUUCCCAGGGAGGCCGGUCUCCACAGCCCCCCCGAGGUGAAGUGCCCGGCGGCGGGGCUGGCAGGCCUUGCCGGUGGUACGUUUUCCCUCAUCCCGCCCUCGCCCCGUGCCCCGACGGUGCAGGCAGGGCCGGGCUGGGCAGUCCCGCGGCUGAUUUUGGGUACCCGCGCAAUGCGGGACCCCACGGCUGAAAAGGGAGCCGGUAAAACCGCGCUGUUAUCGGCACCGGCGGGAUCUUUAAACGCCCGUUUGCGGGGCCGGGCCUGCCCGUGCCCUUCCCUCGGGGGGGGGGGGGGCAGGUUUGCACUUCAAGGGGGUCUCCCCGGCCCCGCAGACACGCUGGAGCCAGCGGCUGUAGACAUUUGCCAGACGUGUGAACUUUCCUCCACGCUGGCAGCUGUUAUCUCUGCUCCAUUCCCACUUUGAUGUGGGUUCACACUUGCAAACCCGCCCGCCCGGGACCAGGGGCCCAUAUAAGAGCGGGCCGAGCCGGGCAGUCCCCAGCCCCUCUCCACCAUGAACCAGACCGAGCUCCCUUUGGCAGGGAGCAAGCCCCACGGGGUCAGGCCCCACAUCUGCUGCGCGCCCCCUCCCCGCGCCCCCACGUCGCUCGGCAGUACCCCCCUCCUGGUCAGAGCCGAGCCCCGACGGAGGGGGGCGCGGCCGAGCCAGCCCGCGGACGGCGAGCCCUGCGCGGCGGAGUCCGGCGGAGACAGUCCCCCGGAGCCCACCGACCCGUACCCACCGUCGGAGCCAGGUGGGUGAGGAGGGGACGGGGAGGGAGAAGAGGGGAGCGGGCGGGACGCGUACACGCGGGACCUCGGCUCCCGUCGGUGCAACGGCCCGGGGGGCCGAGAGGAGGCGGAGGCACUCCCCCGGCCGGGGAAGAGGCCUCACCGCCGCCCCUUCCCUCCUCCUUCGCAGCCCCCGACGGCGGCUGGCUGAGCGCCGACGAGUCCUCGGGCUACGAGAGCGAGAGCGCGGGCGGGGAGCGCACCCCGGCGGCGGCGGCGGCGGCGGGCGGGACCCGCGGGCGGCAGCGGCGGGCGCGGACCGCCUUCACCUCGGAGCAGGUCUGCCGGCUGGAGAAGACCUUCCAGCGCCAGAAGUACCUGGGGGCCUCGGAGCGGAGGAAGCUGGCGGCUGCCUUGCAGCUCUCGGAGAUCCAGAUCAAGACCUGGUUUCAGAACCGGAGGAUGAAACUGAAGAGGCAGAUACAGGACCACCAGCACAGCCUCGUGUCUCCUGCUCCGCUCUACAGCUAUCCCGCGGGGACCCCACCAGCUCUGUUUCAGGAUGGUCUCCACUACCCCUUUGCUCCACAGCACCAGAGACUCCUGCCUUUUACCCCGGUGCCAGCUGUGCAGUUCAGCUUCUCCUUUCCUAGACACGAUGUAUUGCAAAGCACCUACAGCUUUAUGGCAAAUGAGCGGCCGUACUACCAGCAACACUUUCUUCCUCAUCCUUCUAUCCACCCAGUUAUCCAGAACAAAAUGGACAAGCAAUGCCACCCUGUAUAUGCAUUAUAGUGAAAACAAAAAGGGGCAGGCAACGGGGAAAAAUGUUGUAUGCUGUAAUGUAUUUUGUGCUCAGAAUCUCUUGUCUGAUUUGGAAGAGUAUGUGUUUAUUAUUUUAAGUUAAACGUGAAAAGGAGUAAUUUUAUAUUUGUACUAAUUGGUAUUAAAAUUUACUGGAUGUGAUGCCACUCAGUAAUUUUUUGUUUGAUAGGCUAUUAAUUUUUAAAAUAUUGGUAGUCUACUAUCUUCCUUCAAAAGAUAGUAGACUGAAAGGAAGCUGCUGAAAGGGAACUAGAGGGAGAAAAGCCGU